Heterostelium album PN500 is the source of this 846-nucleotide messenger RNA. Its product is annotated as F-box protein. The record is from RefSeq and is a predicted model, not a curated record. The transcript is spliced from 4 exons. Bases 1 to 846 code for a protein of 281 amino acids. Gene Ontology annotation, molecular function: protein binding. Lineage: Eukaryota; Evosea; Eumycetozoa; Acytosteliales; Acytosteliaceae.
AUGGAUGAAGAAAAUUUAGGAAAGCUUUUGAAAUCACUUUCUAAUUGUAAUUAUGUAGAGUUUGUAAAGAUUUUCUCAAUGAUUCAUGGAUUCGAUGCUACUUUUGAAUUUUUGAGAAAUGGUCUCACUACGAUUCCAUUUAUGGCGUUCAAGAGAAAGUUUUGGUGGGGAAACAACAAUGACGAACAAUCAUCAUCGAGCACAAACACAGUGGUAGAAGAGAAACCACAAAAGUUCAAGAGACAAGCAAUUCGUUCCACCUGGGAAGAUGAUGAACAAUCUUGGCUAUCUGGUCCCGGUGCCAAUCCAUCGUAUCCAAGCGGUGGUGGCAUGUCAUACGAUAGUGAUCAUGGAUAUAACAGACGUUCAAAAUAUCAAAGAAGAACAUCUGCACCAUCAUCUUUUAAAACACAAAAACAUUUAAAGUUUUCAGAUUUACCAUAUGAAUUGAUUAUAAAUAUUUUCGGUUAUUUAAAGACAACCGAUUUAUUGAUUGCAUCGUUGGUAUCACAUGAAUGGAGUAGAAUUUGUUUUGUAUCGACGAUAGAGUUGAACAUUGACAAUAGAAAUGACAUUACAGAUCCUAUUAUAUCAAAGAAAAUCUAUAGACACAGUAAUUAUUUGAAAAAGAUAAGAUGUGCUUCACCAGCGUUUGCCGUCACGGUUUCAAUCUUAGCGGAGAGUGUUGGCGUGCGUUCGCUUCACUCUCGCGACUCAGAAACCUCUCGAUGUGCUGCACCGUCAUGUCGGAGAAGUCAAUCAACACCGGACUCAAACAUCUUGGCGAGUGUGCAUCACUCCAAACGCUCUCACUCAUCAACUCCACUCAAAAUUGGAUCUCCAUAA